UUUACUGGGAGUGUUUCUGCCCUGUCUUCCUUGUCACAGUUGUGUAAAUCUUUCACUUCCCUUUAUUGGAAGCUGAAUCUUGUCAGGAAAUGUGUCAAGAAACUCAGUGUGGCUGAGAGCAUGAGCCAUGUCUGAGAAAUGACACAGAACUUAAAUGAAAUGUAACCUGUCCAGUUCCAUAGACGAGAGACCAUGGAAGUGGCAGGUUGGGUCUGUUCUCUGGCUUCACUGCUGUCUCUGAUGUUCACGGUGACACACAGCCACAGGGAGAAGAUAGAUACAUUCCGUGUGAGUGCUGGCCAUCUCUUUCUGCUGAAGUGCCUCAUUGGUGCUGCUCACACCAACGUGACCUGGAGUAGAGGGGGGAAGCACAACCAGAGCCUGCCUGCUGGAGUGGAAGUCAGGGACGGGUUACUGUGGUUUCUGCCUUUGCAGAUGUCUCAUAAUGGAACCUACAACUGUGAGAUAAGGACAGAAGAUAAAUUAUUGAGAAUGGAGUUAGGGGUGUCAGUGUCGAGUGGAGAGUGUCCUGAUCCAGCUGAUACGAAACCCAUCACCCAGGGAGUCAGCAGAGGUGUUUCUUGUCAACAGAACGAGAUCAUCAGACUGAAUAAGACACAGAACAUACGAUGGCUGAAGGACUGCCAGCCUGUGAAACGACAAGGGGAGCCCAUCUCUGUGGAAGUGGACGGCACCAUGAGGCUGCCUAGGGCCUCAGAGAGGGAUUCUGGGAAAUACACCUGCCUGGUAGAUGUCUACUUGGACGGCAGGAGCUACACCUCCGCACGCAGCAUCCAGUUGAAUAUUGACAACGAUCCAAGAGUUUCGGCAUGCCCUGAGGUGGUGUACCCUCAGGAGACAGUGAACAUGGUUGAAGUGGGUGCGAGAGUGGACCUGAAAUGUGUGGCCUACAUAGGCGUCACUGAGGAAGAUGACACCUCCGUAUACUGGACUGUUGACGGGGACUUCACUGAGGACCAUGAGGAGCUUGAUGUGUCCCAGGAAUAUAAUAAAGUCAGAGGCAGGGUGUACAUUCUGUCCACUCUGUCCAUCUCUAAAGUUCCUCGUAAGUUCCUGAAUGUUCCCAUUCGCUGCCAUGUCAAGAGCCCAGUUGGAGAGAAAGAUGGUGUGGUGUGGCUUCAAGAAGCUGACCACAGUGCCCUCUACACCAAUGUGGCUGUUUGCCUUGCUGCCACCUUGACUCUUCUGGCCUUGGCUGCUGCCCUCCUCUUUUUUAAAGUAAAUUUGGUGCUGGCUUCCAGGGAAGUGAUGAGACAUUUUUCCAAGUCUCCAGAUGGGAAGCUGUAUGACGCCUUUGUGAGCUAUCUCCAUCCCGACACCUUGAGUUCAGCCGAGAGCUUUGCCCUGCAGAUCCUGCCUGAGAAGCUGGAAAAACAACAUGGCUACUCCCUGUACAUCAGAGGACGGGAUGACUGCCCUGGAGAAGCAAUGCAUGAUCUCAUUGCGUCUACCGUGCAGAGAUGCCGCAGACUUAUAAUCAUCUUGUCAGCCGAGGCAAAAUCCUCUACUGAUGGCAAAACAGAGGAGGCAUGUCCCAUACAUAAUGACCAAAACCAGCUGUGCUAUGAGCAGAAAGUUGGCCUUCAUGACGCUUUGACUCAGAACGAACCACGAGUGAUUCUCGUGGAAAUAGAUGGUCCGGUGGAUUACAGUCACCUACCAGAGUCUUUGCACUUUAUAAAGAGGAAACAAGGAGCUCUGAAGUGGAAGACAACCUCUCUUGGAACCCACAAACUCAACUCAAACAGACACUUCUGGAAGAAUCUGAGGUACCACAUGCCUUCAGUGCCUGCAGGGACUCAUCAGACUGUUGUAUAAACCAAGUUAAAAACUGAUUGAUACUGAUCGGACCCAGCAUGGAUGCUUGGUUGUCAGGAAACAAAUGUGCUUGUUUCUUGGAAGCACCUCUAUUCUCAACACAUGGAAACGAGACCUCAACUUCUUUGGCCCUGACAUUGAAGGACCACCUACUCAACUGACGUCCUCUAUUUUUCGGCAGAUUAGACACAGGACCCUCUGUCCAAGGCUGUUCAACUUGUUUGAUAACAGUCAGGAUAAACAACCUAACCAGUUUCCCUCUUCAAAUCGACAGUUAGAAUAGAAAUUUAACCAUUAAUUUUUCGCUUGUCUGUCUAAAAAAAUAUUUCAGAAGCUAAACGUAGCUGGAUAGUUUGCUCUGUCCUGUCAAAUUGAUGACGACAGUUUUUAGUUUUGCUGCGCUGCUAAACAUAAUGAGCUCAGGAUUUAUCAGGAUGA
Molecule: messenger RNA, 2277 nt
Organism: Thunnus maccoyii (southern bluefin tuna)
Lineage: Eukaryota; Metazoa; Chordata; Actinopteri; Scombriformes; Scombridae
Product: interleukin-1 receptor type 1-like
Exons: 11
Coding region: 193-1839 (548 amino acids)
Biological process (GO): signal transduction
Source: RefSeq, a predicted model, not a curated record